Molecule: messenger RNA, 1102 nt
Organism: Salvia splendens (bonfire salvia)
Lineage: Eukaryota; Viridiplantae; Streptophyta; Magnoliopsida; Lamiales; Lamiaceae
Product: histone-lysine N-methyltransferase EZA1
Exons: 4
Coding region: 51-446 (131 amino acids)
Source: RefSeq, a predicted model, not a curated record
CGCGCUCUGUUUCUCGAUCUAAGAAAAAAAAUCGUCGUCAAAGCAGAAUCAUGGUCUCCAUAUCUAAAUUCAAGAAACAUAGCGGGCAACAGGGGAUUGAUUCUAAAGCAAACUUGGCUGCGUCACUCUCACUUAUGAAAAUGCUAAUUCAGAAUGAAAGAUUUGUCUCUAUUAGAGAAAAACUUGAAAACAAUAGCAAAAACAUUAAAUCUUAUGUUGCUCACCUCAAAGAAUUGGCUGCAUCAAGGGUUGAUUCUACAACGAGUAGUUCAGGCAACCUCCUUUCUUUGAAGAUGAACCAUCCUCCCAGUAAACUCAGUGGACUUGUUCAAGGAUCUGAAGACGAUGCUGAUAAUAGUAAAGAAGUUGUGUGUUCUAGAACAACCAAAAUUCCUCUUAUCGAGAGGAUACCUUCCUAUACUACGUGGAUUUUCUUGGAUAGAUAGUACUGGUGGGUGGUGAUCAUCGUGUUGGCAUCUAUGCUAACCAGCAAAUCCAAGCAGGGGAAGAGAUUUUCUAUGACUAUCCAUAUGGUCCUGAUGAAUCACCCGCCUGGGCCCUGAAGCCCACCCUUUCAAACACAGAUGCUUCACCACUCCCUCGUGCUCCACCAAACAAGCACAAAUCUCGUUGAGGUGGCGGUCUUCUCGUCAUUAUUAUUUCUUUAUCGCUACAUUUUUUGAUGCACAGUCUAUAACUACAUUUUUUUAUGCAUAAUCUAUAACUACAAUUUUUUUGAUGCAUAAUUUAUAACUACAUCUUUGUUGUAGUUUAAAUUGGAAAGUAUUUUUAAGUAGGUUAAAACUUAAAUUGGACAGUAUUUUUAAGUAGAUAAAUUGGAAAGUCUUUACUCUAGUCACAUAUCUAUAGUCUGCUCCGUUCAGUGUCAUGGAAUUUGGCAUACGGAAAUGGAAUUGGAGGCUCCAAUUCUAAAUCCAAUGUUAAUUACCAUAAAAUGUUCGGAUUUGGAAUUGAAUUACAAUUCCAAAAAUUCCUCUCAUUCCACAAUUUAAAUUCCAUAUGAAAAGUAUAUAGUUGGAAUUUUAAAUUUUAAAUUUUAAAUAAUAAUAAAAUUGCACUAUCAUCACACACAAAUACACAC